Messenger RNA from Linum trigynum, 618 nucleotides. NCBI's taxonomy places the organism in Eukaryota, Viridiplantae, Streptophyta, Magnoliopsida, Malpighiales, Linaceae. The record is from the annotation of a GenBank genome assembly.
AUGGUGGAUACAAGAGGAAAGAAGAAGAUGAAGGAGGUAGAGCCGUCGAGGGUGACCAACCGUAUAGUAUUGAGGUCGCGUCGUGAGGAAGCCGAGAAUGAGCGUCGACAUGCUAGGCUUGUGGAGAAUCCUUCUCCCCCGCCUCCCGUGCCUUUUGACUUAGAUAGAGCUUUUGAGGGAGUGGAUGAGUAUGAUUGCAGUGAUGACAAUUAUGAUGACUUCCCGGAUGUAAAUGAUGCUUUCUUCGAGAGCAACCAUCCGAGUGCAGGUGGUUCUAGUGGACCUAGAUUAGAGCCCGAGGCUCCUUUUGUGUCUUCUUCGUUCUCUCAGUUUGUUCAUGUUAGACGUGGGCCUCGUGGUCGUUUGCUCCACGACGUUGCAAUGUUGCUUGGGAUUCCAGUCGGUGGAGAUAUGGUUGUAGGGAAUGAGAGUGUGAAAGCACAGUUGUGUGAGAUGCUGAGGGUCGAAAAAUUGAAUGAACAAUCGAAGCCUCAGCUUAAGAGUGGGGGUUUGGUGUGUGUUGAAGCUAUGCAGCAGGUUGGGAGCUUUCGGGAAAGAGAUUCUGAGGAGUGGGGAUCGGGCGCAGGUUUGGCCUCUCCAGUUCUUGGGGGACACUAG